UCGAACAACAACAACAACAACGAUUGAUAAAAAAAAAUCCGAUAGAUUUAUUUGUGUUUUUUGCCGGUAUUUCGGUCCGGCUCGAUGAAUAUUUAUCAACAACAACAACAUCCUCAUAAAAGAAGAGAACGAAUGAUUAUGAAUUCGAAUAAUAUCAAUCAUUCGAUCGAAUCAAUCAUCAUCGAUAUAAUCGAUAAAAUAGCCAAAAAAAAUACAUACAUUACAUUGAAGAAUUAAUUCGUGAAUUGAAUGGAAAAAUUUCUUUAUUAAUUUUGAUUGAUUUCAAUUUAAUCCAUCAUCAUCAUCAUCGUAAUUGUCCAUUUUUUAUAAAUUAAUUUUCAACUUUAGCCAUCCUUCCAUACUACUGCAGUAUAGAAAAUCAGACAUACAGACUGAUUUUUUUGUUGUUGUUGUCAUUGUUGUCAAUUUAUAAUUCAUCAUUCAUUUCAUUAUCAUUUUUCGUCAUCAUCGUAGUAGUUGUAUUACAUCAUCAAUGCCGUUGUUGAAUUGAAAUCAAAUAGAUUUUUUUUCAUCCUUUCUUUCUAUUGAUUGUGGCCACUACUUUUUUUUCUUCAUUGAACAAAAUCUGCCAAAACGAGCCGAAAAUAUCAACCAACCAACCAACCAACCAAAAAAAAACACUCCAAAAAAAUAAAUAAAUUAUAUAUAUUGACAAUUGUAAUGGAUUACAAGGACCGUAUCGAAGUGAAUCAAUUGAUUAAAGAUAAAAUCAAUGAACGUAUUACAAAACGUGAAACAUUGAAACAAGAAUUACGCCGUUUGAAUAGUUGCCGUGUACAGAUUGAAUGUCAAAUUAAUGAACAGCAUAAAAAUUUACAUUGUAUGGGCAUAAAAAUUGAUGAUCCAAUAUAUGAUAGUAAAUUGAAUGAAUUGGAUGAUUCAAUGCGUUCGAAAGUAAACACCUGUCGAGAUAGAAUCUAUGAUCUUCGUAAAGAACUUGAUGUCGUUUUAAAUGAUAUUAAAUCAACAUUUAUUGAAUAUAAUAAAUUAUUAUGACGCUUGUAAUAAAUUAUUAUGAUAUGAGAUGGACAAUCUAUGAUAUCUGAUCAUCUUCAUCUCCAUACAGAUCAUCAUCAUCAUCGAUGCUCAUCAAAUUUUUUCAAUUUUCGCAAAAAAAAAAAAAAAAAAUGUGCACACACAAAUGUGAUUCCGAAUUAUUCUGGCUGGCUAUUUUUUGUAUCAAUUGAUAUUUUGCAUAAUAUUUUUUGGUUAUAUCCGCACAUCAAACCAAUUGUUAAAUUUUUUUUUGUUUCUUUUUUUUUUUUUUUUUUUUUUUUGUUUAUUAUUAUUCUACUGCUUCACAAA
This is a messenger RNA of Dermatophagoides farinae (American house dust mite), 1326 nucleotides long. RefSeq lists its product as uncharacterized. The record is from RefSeq and is a predicted model, not a curated record. Lineage: Eukaryota; Metazoa; Arthropoda; Arachnida; Sarcoptiformes; Pyroglyphidae.